UGCACGCACUCUGACAGGACGCAGGAGACACGCGAGGCUUUAACUUUUUAAUAAAACAAUUUAAACUAUCUGGUUCUAGAAGUUGUACAUUAAAACUUCUUCACAGGUUCAGGUCUGAUCCAGAUCUGAACCAAAUCUGGACCUUAAACAGGAUCCGAAGAAUCUGGAUCAGAAAGCAGGACCCGAACCAGGAGCAGGACCCGAGUCAGGAGCAGGACCUGGAGGAUGUCCCGGGCGGAGGAGCGCGAGGAGCCGGACUGUGUGUGCUCGGUCGGGAUGAAGUCAACGUGGGACAUCAACGACCCCAAACUACCGCAGGACACCAAGCAGUUCGACCUCUUCCAGGAGUGGACAGACGGUUAUGUUCGUUACAUCUACAGUGCAGAAGAUAAAAAUGCUCAGCGACAUCUUUCCGGCUGGGCAAUGAGAAACACCAACAACCACAACUGUCAGAUCCUGAAGAAGUCAUGUCUCGGGGUGGUGGUCUGUUCUCGUGGCUGCACGCUACCGGAUGGAUCCAGACUGCAGCUCCGCCCUGCCAUCUGCGACAAGGCCCGGCAGAAGCAGCAAAAGAAGCUGUGUCCGAGUUGUAACGGUGCUCUGGAGCUGCUGCCAUGUCGCGGUCACAGUGGGUACCCCGUCACCAACUUCUGGAGAGUUGACGGAAAAUCCAUCUUCUUCCAGGCUAAAGGGGUCCAUGACCACCCCAGACCAGAGUCCAAGUCCGAGACUGAAGCAAGAAGAAGUUCAGUGAAGAGACGAGUCAGUUCCCCUCCCUUCACACCAAAGAGACGACUGAUUGAAACACAGGCUUUAGGCCCCGCCCUCCUCUCCUGCGUUGAACCAGCAGACAGAAUCUCCUUCAUCGAACCAAACUUUCCUCAGCAUUACCCAGCAUUCCAGAACCCAGAGCCCUACUACAACCCCCACAAUGCACUGGGAGAAGCCCCACCCACACUGCAGAAACCCGCCAAUCCCAGGCUUUACAUGGGCAGGCCAGGCUACGAGUUCCAAGGGUACCUGACAUCCCCUUCGUAUCCAGUGACUGCUGAUCUCUGUGACCCCAGGGUGGCUCCCGUCCUGGGUUCCUCCUCCUCCUCAUCGGCAGCUCCCCUGUCCUCUUCCUCGACCUUUGACCCUCAGACCAAACAUCCUCCAGGCUGGAAGGAGCUGCUGAAGAGCUCCGCCCCCUACGGAGACAACCACCAUUACUACAGCGCUGAGUACCCCUGUCGUUACCCCGGCAACGCCCCAGGGUCCCCCGCAGCACUACAGACCAUCAUCACCACGACAACCAAGACAAGUGACGACACAGUUCACACCUGGAGACGUUACGCUCAGAGCUGUCAGGUUUCCUAUCAGCCGUGUCCGAAGCCUGCCGCCACGCUCCCUCCCUACCAGACGUGUCCCAAGCCUCCGGCCAGCCUACCGUCCUAUCAGCCGUGUGCUCCGCCCAAACCUGGCUUCCCCGGCUGCUCCUCGCUGAUGGAGGAUGCCGCCUCCUCCUCGUCGUACUCCACUGAGGUGAAGGUGAUGGAGGAAUCUGGAGGAGUCAUCAAGUCUCUGUCAUUUCAGCCUGAACCUCUGCAAACCAAAACAGAGCGGGCAGAUGGUUAUGACUACCGCUACUCGUACCCCAACACGUACCGCUACGACGAGUACUGAGCAGCUCCACCUCCACCUCUGUCAGCAUGGUGACUGCAGUACAACUGCUCCUGGCAGAGCGACUGAUGUGGAACAGAGGGACAAAGAUUUGUUCAGACAUUUGAAUUUUUUUUUUUAUUUUCAUCGGAAAAUACAUUUUGAUCUCGGACACUCCGUCUUCAGGAUUACAUGUGUAACCUUUACACAACAUUUCAUGAAUUUAAAAACGGCCUCAACACAAAGUGUUCCGGUGUCGAGUUCUUCCUCAGUGAAUUUAGAAGCUCAUUGAGGUGAGGAAGACUAUGAUACUUGGCUGAAAGCCUCAGAAACACAGAUGGAUGCAGUUUCAGUGAAGCUUAAGUUUCAAUAAAAAAAAACGUUGCAUUCUAAAGAAUAUCAGGUUGAGACAGACGACUGUUUGUGUGGUUGAGUUAUUUAUUGUCAUAAACAUGAAGACGACUGAGCUUAUGAUGAUGUGUUAUAUUCCCAACCUGACUAUCAAAUAAACAUGACAUGAAGAGAAAGAACGUUUCCUGCUGUGUUACACACUGAGACUAUCAAAUGAAGUUUAUCAAUCAAACUUCUGACCUGGACGUCAGCGUGUCCCAUCUGCUAACAUGGAGGAGGGGGGGCUCAAGCCUUUGUUCAGGUUCAGGUAAUCACAACAUACAUUUCAGUGUCUUCAGAAUUUGGUUGUCCGUGUAGACGUGUCUCAUCUCCACGACCUUUUCAUCUGAGGUCCAGAGUGAUGACGUCAUGCAGCUGUUCCACGUCAGGAGCCCGUUCCUCGUUCAAGCGUCUGAAAACAUGAAUGUGAAUAAACAGACUGA
This is a messenger RNA of Platichthys flesus (European flounder), 2474 nucleotides long. RefSeq names its product glial cells missing transcription factor 2 (gene gcm2). Gene Ontology annotation, cellular component: nucleus. Gene Ontology annotation, molecular function: DNA-binding transcription activator activity, RNA polymerase II-specific; RNA polymerase II cis-regulatory region sequence-specific DNA binding. The transcript is spliced from 9 exons. The record is from RefSeq and is a predicted model, not a curated record. Lineage: Eukaryota; Metazoa; Chordata; Actinopteri; Pleuronectiformes; Pleuronectidae. Gene Ontology annotation, biological process: regulation of transcription by RNA polymerase II; gliogenesis. Bases 226 to 1665 code for a protein of 479 amino acids.